Pestalotiopsis fici W106-1 is the source of this 2331-nucleotide messenger RNA. RefSeq lists its product as uncharacterized. The coding region runs from base 1 to 2331 and encodes 776 amino acids. The transcript has 2 exons. The record is from RefSeq and is a predicted model, not a curated record. NCBI's taxonomy places the organism in Eukaryota, Fungi, Ascomycota, Sordariomycetes, Amphisphaeriales, Sporocadaceae. Gene Ontology annotation, molecular function: catalytic activity; FMN binding; 4 iron, 4 sulfur cluster binding. Gene Ontology annotation, biological process: wybutosine biosynthetic process.
AUGGGCAUCAACGAGUGGAUGUCUGAGGUCCAGGCCGCAAGACCGGUGGCCUACCUCAUUGACCUCUGGCAUCUUUACCGGACGCCGACCCUGCUGGUGACCCUUGGUGUCUUGGUCUCGGUCUACAUCUAUCUGCUCCUGACCCAGGAUCGGGAAUACUCUGUUGCUCUGCGAAAGAUAUAUGAUGAGCCGGCCAAGAGCGAACCCGCUCCUGCACCUGUGGUGAUUAGUGAAAAGUCGACUGUGCCAGUCAUCAAGAACCCUGCUACGAAUGGACCCAAGCGCAUCAAGGGCGAGCUUCGCAAAGCCGAACCGAAGCCAGCUGAGCCGCAGUCUGAUGAGCCAUGGCAGGUUCAGCCUCUGAUUUUCUUCUCUUCCUUGACUGGCAAUACCGAGAGGACUGUCAAGGGCCUGUCCGAGUCGCUGGCCGAUGCCCUCAAGCAGGACUCGACCGCAGCCGAGAAAGUUCUUGCGCCCAAGGUCUUGGACCUCACCGAGGUGGACUAUGACGAGUACUUCAUUACUGCGCCCAAGGCAACGGAAACGAGCGGGGCUGUGAAAUAUGUGUACUUGUUGCUCAUCCCCAGCUACAACAUUGAUACCAUCAACGACAACUUCUUGGAGCAUUUGCAGGAAACCCACAAUGACUUCAGAAUCGAUACUGCGCCCCUUUCAGAUCUCCUGGGAUACUCGGUAUUUGGCCUGGGUGAUCGCGAAGGAUGGCCCAGCGAGGAAGAUGGGUUCUGUUUCCAGGCCAAGGAUGUUGACAAGUGGAUGGCCAAGCUGACAGGUCGGAAGAGGGCCUAUCCUCUAGGCAUGGCAGACACGAAACAUGAUCUCAAGGAAAGGCUGGACGAAUGGUCUCGAGGUGUCGCCGACGUUAUUAGUCUCAUUGGCAGCACUGGCAGCUUGGGCGAAGGCGUUCCCGGAAGCGGUGACGCCGUCGAGAGCGGCGACGAAUCCGUCUCUGGAGAUGACGACGGCGAAGUCCUUUUCGAGGAUCAAACGGUCGAGAUCAAGCGCCCCAAGAAGAAGCAGACUGGUAAUUUGGAGGAUCUUGAGGACUUGGGAAAGAUCAUGAAGUCUUCAGGAGGUGGUCAAAAUGGAUCUGCGCCGAUUGCUGUCGACUUUACCACUUACAGCAAACCGGCCAAGAAGACUGCAACACAAACCGUAAAGGAAAUGGUACCGAAAAGCUCGCCUACUUACAACUCUCUCACGAAACAGGGCUACACUAUCGUCGGCUCACACUCUGGUGUCAAGAUCUGCCGCUGGACAAAAUCUGCCCUGCGUGGUCGCGGUUCGUGCUACAAGUAUUCAUUCUACGGCAUUGCGUCCCACCAGUGCAUGGAGACCACACCAUCUCUUUCUUGCAGCAACAAGUGUGUCUUUUGCUGGCGACACGGCACCAACCCCGUCGGCACAACGUGGCGCUGGGUUGUAGACCCGCCAGAGAUGAUCUUCAACGGCGUCAAGGAGGGACAUUACAAGAAGAUCAAGAUGAUGCGCGGCGUGCCCGGUGUGAGAGCAGAGCGAUUCGAGGAGGCCAUGCGCAUCCGUCACUGUGCCCUCAGUCUCGUCGGCGAACCCAUCUUUUACCCUUACAUCAACGAAUUCCUCGCCAUGCUCCACGCCGAGCGCAUCUCGUCUUUCCUGGUUUGUAAUGCACAACAUCCGGACCAGCUUGAGGCCCUUAAGGCGGUGACCCAGCUCUACGUCUCCAUUGAUGCAAGCAACAAGGAGUCGCUGCGCAAGAUUGACCGUCCGCUCCACCGUGACUUUUGGGAGCGCUUCCAGCGAUGUCUAGAUAUCCUGCGCGAAAAGCGCUUCAAGCAGCGUACCGUUUUCCGUCUCACUCUAGUCAAGGGCUUCAACGUCGACGACGAGGUGGAAGGCUAUGCCGAUCUCGUCGAGCGUGGUCUGCCUUGCUUUGUCGAGAUCAAGGGCGUGACAUACUGUGGCACCAGCAGCUCGGCGGGCGCCGGGCUCAGCAUGGCCAACGUACCCUUCUACGCCGAGGUCCAAGAAUUUGUCGAGGCGUUGAACAAGAAGCUCAACGACCGAGGCCUGAAGUACGGGUUGGCUGCUGAACACGCACACAGCUGCUGUGUUCUGAUCGCCAGCGAGCGAUUCAAGAAGGAUGGUAAAUGGCACACACGUAUCGACUACCAGCGGUUCUUUGAGCUGCUCGAGGAGAGAGGUGCAGACGGAGACUGGAGGCCAGAGGAUUACAUGGGACUGCCUACGCCCGAAUGGGCCACCUGGGGCAAUGGUGGAUUUGACCCUAGAGAUCAGAGAGUCGACAGAAAAGGCAGACCAAUUGAGGCCUAA